Messenger RNA from Diabrotica virgifera virgifera (western corn rootworm), 1127 nucleotides. Its product is annotated as microfibril-associated glycoprotein 4-like. The coding region runs from base 16 to 1050 and encodes 344 amino acids. Lineage: Eukaryota; Metazoa; Arthropoda; Insecta; Coleoptera; Chrysomelidae. The transcript has 6 exons. The record is from RefSeq and is a predicted model, not a curated record.
GUUUAGUAAGUUACAAUGAUUUCAUCUAUAGUCCUUCUCUUAUGUGUUUGCUCUAAUGAAUAUGUUGUGUCAGAAAAAUUAUCAGCUUCUACCCCUAUCGAUGUAAAAUUAACAAAACUAUUGGACGUUAAAUUUGAAAGUAGAACCAGUUCGUUGAGGAAUGAUUUUGGAAGGUUUCUCUAUCCUCAAACUGAAGAUAUCGAUUUAGGAACCAAAGAUGAAUACUUUCAAGUUCCCUUAAAGUUGUCAUUUGGGAUAGAUAGGCAAAACGGAAUUCAAGAAAACGAAAAAACUAUUUCCAGUAUGUUUGAGCAAUGUAAAUAUUUGGUAGGUAGAAGUCAGACACCGUUUUGUCGUUUGAAUCUAGUAACGAAUAAUUCAGCAAAUAAUCAUCCAAAGAGUUGCAGAGAAAUCCUAGAAGCAGGAAACAAUAAAUCUGGUGUAUACCAAAUUAAGCCACGUACCAGCAGGAAACCAUUCGCUGUACUGUGUGAUAUGGAAACUAAGGGUGGUGGCUGGACUCAUAUUCAAAAGAGAUUUGACGGAUCACAGGACUUUUAUCUACCGUGGAGAGACUACAAAUUCGGUUUUGGUGAUCUAAUGGGUGAAUUUUGGCUUGGACUGGAAAAUAUUUAUCACAUGACAGCAUUCGAUAGAAACGAACUUUUUAUAGAAUUAACAGAGACGCACAAAAAUAUUAGUUAUGCACAAUACUCAACGUUCUCAAUUGGCUGCGAAAAAGAUGGCUACCCGCUCAAGGAACUUACAGGAUACUCAGGCAAUGCAGGAGAUGGUUUAAAAUACCAUCUCAAUGCAAAGUUUACAACAUUGGAUGUAGAUCAAGACAAAGAUGGUGGAAAUUGUGCACAAAAAUAUGAAGGUGCUUGGUGGUAUUUAAAUUGUCAUGACAGCAACUUAAAUGGAAAGUAUAUGACAAUAGUACUUCCUGGUAUAUAUGAAGCACAUGGCCUUGAUUGGUAUCCUCUGAAAAACGCACACGUAAACUUGGCUGGUUCCAGAAUGAUGAUCAGGCCAUUUGGAGAAUCGUAGUUAUAAUAAAACAAUAAUGUGCAUCACUAAAUAUUUCCCUUUAUGUAAUAUUAUUUCAAAUUAAAUUUUUAAGCAUA